UAUCGAGCCAGGCGGCUGGUUUGCCCGUCAACAGACGGUGCGGCACCGUCAGUUUCUUCCAUCGCGCCCGAAAGCGUCCGGCACCGUCCGGAGCGUGAUUUUACACGCGUGAAACUUCCGCCUGCUUCUAGCUGUUACCUGUCCGUUUUUUCUCGCGAAUUUCGAAGCGCGCGCGCGCGUGUCCGACUGAUGUGUGUGCGAGGCAUCGCUGGAGGAUGAGAUCGUCAGCCAGACCAGUACUGUUUUCGUCGUACGACGGAUAACUACGCGCAGGCAGAGAGGACCGAUCGAGCGGUGCAGCCGCAAGUUAAAAUGAGCAAGUCAACCCGGAAAAGACGCUCUUAACAUUAAGCGGAAAGUGCUGUAUCUAGGCUGACUUUGCCGGAAGUCGGUGGAACGCCGCAGAGAUGACGAAGAGAUUCGAGUUCAACUGGCAGAUCGAGGUGCCGGAAGCACUCCGCACCGGCUGCAUCUUCGAUCGUUGGACGGAGGAGAAGGAUAACACUGAAAUCGAGCUGAAUUGCCUGUUUAAGGUCGACGAGUACGGUUUCUUCAUCUAUUGGCAAAGCGAGGGAAAGGAUGGCGAUGUUAUAGAGUUGUGUCAAGUAAGCGACAUCAGAGCCGGAGGCGUUCCCAAGGAUCCAAAGUUAUUUGACAAGCUACUCAGCAAACACGGCGAACAGUUGGAUGAGAAAAGUUUAACCAUCUGUUCCGGUGUCGAUUAUACUAAUAUCAAUUAUCAGCAUGUCGUGUGCCCGGAUCCUGCUACAGCCAAGGUAUGGCUGGACGGUGUUCGAUCGAUUACGCAUAACGUAAAAGCAAAUAACGUUUGCCCGCUUACAUGUCUGAAGAAACACUGGAUGCGACUCAGAAUGCUGAUGGAUCCUAAUGGCAAGGUUCCAGUAAAGGUGGUCGCGAGAACUUUCGCGUCCGGCAAGACGGAAAAGCUCGUUUACCAGUGUCUCUCCGAGUUAGGCCUACCUAGCGGAAAGAACGACGUGAUAGAACCUGAUGACUUCACCUUUGACGCAUUCUACGCGCUUUAUCAUAAAAUAUGCCCGAGAAACGAUAUAGAAGAAUUGUUUCAAUCUAUAACGCAGGGUAAGGCCGAUACGAUUAAUUUGGAGCAACUGAUUACUUUUCUCAACGAGAAGCAAAGAGAUCCGACCCUGAACGAAAUUCUCUAUCCACUUUACGAUGAGAAACGGGCGUUGGAGAUCAUCAAUGAUUACGAGCAGAACGAAGUUGUGCGGAACGAAAAAACGAUGACGAAGGAUGGCUUCAUAAGGUACCUGAUGUCCGACGAGAACGCGCCAGUUUUUCUCGACAGACUGGACGUUUAUAUGGAUAUGGACCAGUCUUUGGCGCACUACUACAUCAAUUCGAGCCACAACACAUACCUGAGCGGACGGCAAUUUGGCGGGAAGAGCAGUGUUGAAAUGUAUAGACAAGUUCUACUCGCCGGAUGCAGAUGCGUCGAAUUGGAUUGUUGGGACGGCAAAGGGGAGGACGAGGAACCAAUAAUCACUCACGGCAAAGCCAUGUGCACCGACAUCCUAUUCAAGGAGGUUAUAUACGCGGUCAGAGACACGGCCUUCGUUACAUCGGAAUAUCCGGUGAUACUCAGCUUUGAAAAUCAUUGUAGCAAGAAGCAGCAAUACAAGCUGGCCAAGUACUGUGAUGAAAUUCUGGGUGAUUUAUUGUUGAAAGAACCGCUGAAGGAUUAUCCCUUGGAGCCGGGCGUACCGCUGCCGCCGCCCAGUAUGCUGAAACGCAAGAUUCUCAUUAAAAAUAAGCGCCUAAAGUCCGAAGUCGAAAAGCAAGAGCUCGAACUCUUUAUGCAAGGUCAAUUCGUGAUCGAGGACGAGGUCAAAGAAGACGCGAGCGCGCCGCCGGCCGUCACCGCCGUCGUGGAACCGGUAAAGGAAGAGAUAUCCGAAUCAUCAGUGACAGUGUCGAGCAUUCAACAGCAGCAGUCUGGCAGCGGUCCAAGUCUCGGUGAAAGCAUUGAGCUAGUAGCGGCUCAACCUUAUACCGGAAGUACCACGAAUGUACAUCCGUGGCUGUCAUCUAUGGUCAACUAUGCACAACCCAUCAAGUUCGCUGGUUUCGAUGUUGCCGAACAAAAGAACUUUCAUCACAAUAUGUCUUCCUUCGCGGAAACUGCUGGUUUAAACUAUUUGAAAACAUCGGCCAUCGAGUUCGUAAAUUACAACAAGCGGCAGAUGAGCCGUAUUUAUCCGAAAGGCACGCGAGCCGACUCUUCCAAUUAUAUGCCGCAGGUCUUCUGGAACGCUGGCUGCCAAAUGGUGUCGCUGAACUUCCAGACCGCGGAUCUGCCCAUGCAACUGAAUCAAGGCAAGUUCGAGUACAACGGCUCUUCGGGCUAUUUGUUGAAGCCGGAUUUCAUGAGACGCGCCGAUAGGAGCUUCGAUCCUUUCGCGGAGAGCCCCGUGGACGGAGUGAUCGCGACACAAUGCAGUGUUCAGGUAAUAGCGGGUCAAUUCUUAUCCGACAAGAAAGUCGGGACAUACGUGGAGGUUGAAAUGUACGGCCUACCGACCGACACGAUACGUAAGGAAUUUCGCACAAGAGUGGUCCCCGCCAACGGACUGAAUCCCGUGUACAAUGAAGAGCCCUUUCUCUUCAGAAAAGUCGUCCUCCCAGAUUUGGCCGCUUUGCGAUUCGCCGUAUACGACGAGUCGAACAACAUUGCGUUGCGAACCGAAGCCAAUUUUCCUAUGUCUCUGCCUAUGCUAUUUUGCAAUAUUGAGAUUAAAAUCUACGUGCCAGAUGGGUUUGAAGAACUUAUGGACGCUUUAACGGCGCCACGAGCAUUCAGAAAAACGGAAAGUAUGUCGCAAAAUAAAAUGCGAGGCUUGGGAAUCGAAGAGAAUGACAGCAAAAAUAAUAUGGACAACAAGAACAACAUAGCAUCUCAUCAUCACGAACCGGCUAAACCACGAGAGGAAAUGAAAUUCGAUCCAAUCACGCUGGAAACUUUGAGACUAGAAAAGGGUUACCAAAAAGUAUUACGGAAACAGCAGAAGGAACUGGAAUCUUUGAAAAAGAGGCAUCACAAGGAGAAAGUGACUGUCCAGAAGCAACAUUGCGUUGCUAUAGAGAAGAUUUUCAAAGGGAAAAACAAAGCGGAACUUUCGAGGGACCCUAUCGUUCGGCGCGCCGUUUCCGAGCAGACCGCUCAGUGGUCGCGUCUUGCUGACAGGCAGCGGCGUGAGGAACGCGAUCUGGUCCGUGGACAUCUGGAAGAGCGACGAGCGCAGCUAUGCAAAUUAUGCAUGACCGCGCAAUCGGCACAGCAGAAGCAACAGACCGCGCGCCACGACCGUGAAAUGAAGGAUAUGACUGCGCGGCAAGCGAGGCUGUCGGUGGAGAGCGCGAGGGAGGUGAUGAAUGAUAAGACUCUGAAAACGCGUGGGAUCAAGGAGGGCAGGCUCAGGGAGAAGCAGCAAAAUAACACGAAGAAGUUCAUGGAGGAGCGCAAGAUCGCGCAAAUGAUACAAAACAGGGAGAAGGAGAAGCUUAAAGUGAUCCACGAGAAACAACUAGAGGAGCUACAGAAGGAUAUGAACGCGAUCGUGGAUAUGUACAAGAACGAAGACAUGGAUUACGAGUUGGCUUGUAAGAUGUUGGCUGAAUUUUACGUGUGAUGAGUGCCAUGCCGAGUAUUUCUCCGCAAUUCUCCUCCGUAGCGGGGACGCGCUGGGAGUGAGGACUGUGUUUUUAGACAAUUUACUAUUAUCAUUAAUUAUACUUGAAAUUGGGAUCAAACUUCGUUAGCUACCGUUCUCGCAUUCGCCGGCCGAAUCGUCGCGCGUUACGAGAAGCUAGGAACGAACGAGUAAUUACAGUAACGUUUCUAAUUCAAUUCAACCGAGUAUUUUUUUAUAUAAACACAGAUAUGUCUCACGUAGUCUCCAAGUACCUAGACUAAUGAGAGUCAAUAAAAAAAA
Messenger RNA from Linepithema humile (Argentine ant), 3974 nucleotides. The record is from RefSeq and is a predicted model, not a curated record. NCBI's taxonomy places the organism in Eukaryota, Metazoa, Arthropoda, Insecta, Hymenoptera, Formicidae.